This is a messenger RNA of Vespa velutina, 1698 nucleotides long. It is a transcript of the gene vermilion, whose product is annotated as tryptophan 2,3-dioxygenase. Gene Ontology annotation, molecular function: L-tryptophan 2,3-dioxygenase activity; heme binding; metal ion binding. Lineage: Eukaryota; Metazoa; Arthropoda; Insecta; Hymenoptera; Vespidae. The record is from RefSeq and is a predicted model, not a curated record. The coding region runs from base 321 to 1568 and encodes 415 amino acids. The transcript has 7 exons.
AGCAUAAAACAUUUGAAAUAUGGAAAUAUUUUACUUUAGCUAGUAUAUACAGUAAAGUAUCGCCUAUAAGAAGGAUAACCGCGUGUUCUUAGUCGUUCACUCUUUAGUCGCGCGUCAACCAUCUAUUCGACGACUUGUAUUCGGCGUGUUGAUAUCUACAUCAAGAUCGUGGUUAAACGAAUGUAGUAUAAAAAUCAUUUCAUUUUUUUAUGACAAAUCCACAAAAUUUUUAUAGUACGCACAGUGUUUGUCAAAGCAUAUGCAUCGUAAAAAGUUAGUUUCAUAGAAUCGAAAAAAGCAUCAAUAGUAACUAAGAAACAAUGGCCUGUCCUUUGUCAGGAACAAUCACAGAUGAUCAGAGCCAAGAAGGAACUCAAUUAACCAAAGGAUCAGCCUUACUCUAUGGAGAAUAUCUUCGUUUAGAUAAAAUCUUAUCCGCGCAAAGGCUCCUUAGCGCUGAGUACAAUGAAGAGGUACACGACGAGCAUCUUUUUAUCAUUACUCAUCAAGCAUACGAAUUAUGGUUCAAGCAGAUUAUCUACGAGUUGGACUCAGUCAGAUCACUCUUCAGUUCUGACUCAAACGUUUAUAACAAUCAUACUUCGACGGUUCAAAAUGAUGUUCACAUUUUGAACGAGUCAAGAACUUUGGAAAUUCUUAGACGACUUCAUCGCAUCGUUCUUAUAUUAAAACUUCUGGUGGACCAAGUGACGAUCUUAGAGACUAUGACACCGUUGGAUUUCAUGGCGUUCCGCGAUUACCUCUGCCCAGCUUCUGGCUUUCAAUCCCUGCAAUUUCGAUUACUAGAAAACAAACUUGGUGUAAAACAAGAACACAGAGUAAGGUAUAAUCAAAGUUACAUGAGAGUUUUUGGAAGAGAUCCGAAAGCUAUUGAGGAGAUCAAACGUUCCGAGGAAGAACCCAGUCUCAGCUGCUUGGUCCAAAAGUGGUUGUCCAGGACACCGGGUCUCGAAUCUUACGAUUUUGACUUUUGGGGAAAGUACAAGAGAGCCGUUGAACAAAUGCUCUUCGAACAAGAACAAACCGCACAGGAACAAUCAGAGGAGCAAAUGAAGGUAUAUCUUACGAGCAACGUUCAAUCUCGUCAAGCCAUUUUCGAAACAAUCUUUAACGAAUCUCUUCAUAACGCGCUUGUCUCAAGAGGAGAACGAAGAUUCUCGUAUGCUGCCUUGCAAGGAGCUGUAAUGAUAACAUUAUAUCGGGACGAACCAAGAUUCAGUCAACCCCAUCAAAUACUGACUGCAUUGAUGGACAUUGAUUCUCUGAUUACUAAAUGGAGGUAUAAUCACGUCAUCAUGGUUCAGAGGAUGAUCGGUUCUCAACAACUUGGAACUGGUGGAUCUUCCGGCUAUCAAUACCUGAAAUCGACAUUGAGCGAUAGAUACAAAGUGUUCCUAGACUUGUUCAAUUUGUCUACGUUCUUAAUACCUAGACAUUUAAUACCACCAUUAACGAAGCAAAUGAAAACAAGACUUUCAAUUUCUUGGAAUGGUUGGAGUACCGAUAACAAUCAAAACAAUGCUGAAAAUAAAAUAGAACGCUCGUAAACUUGUAAUAAUUUAUGCGGUAAUAUUCAAGUUACCCGAUUUUUAAUCAUUCCUCAAUUAUAUAUAAAUAAGUAAUAUCUUUAUUAUAAAUUAAAAUAGCUUGUAACAUAUAAUAAACUUGUAAAAUCUG